This is a messenger RNA of Dovyalis caffra, 198 nucleotides long. The record is from the annotation of a GenBank genome assembly. NCBI's taxonomy places the organism in Eukaryota, Viridiplantae, Streptophyta, Magnoliopsida, Malpighiales, Salicaceae.
AUGACUUACAUUUCAGAGCCAAGGUUCCAGAACAUUGUCCCAAACACGAAGGUUAUAAGUGUUGUACAGAGAAAUCUCACAGCGUUGUAUGGCAAAUUCCUCCAGUUAGGAGAGGUCGCUAAUGAUCGCACUGGGCAGUCUGUCAACAUAAAUGUAUCACUUUGGGGUUACAGGAAAUUACAUAUCUGGAGGCAAUAA